Messenger RNA from Perognathus longimembris pacificus (Pacific pocket mouse), 1603 nucleotides. It is a transcript of the gene Ppan, whose product is annotated as peter pan homolog. Gene Ontology annotation, biological process: rRNA processing; ribosomal large subunit assembly. The record is from RefSeq and is a predicted model, not a curated record. The coding region runs from base 71 to 1492 and encodes 473 amino acids. The transcript is spliced from 12 exons. Gene Ontology annotation, molecular function: rRNA binding. NCBI's taxonomy places the organism in Eukaryota, Metazoa, Chordata, Mammalia, Rodentia, Heteromyidae. Gene Ontology annotation, cellular component: preribosome, large subunit precursor.
ACGAGCGCCGGAAAUUGGCUCGCAGCGCCGGAAACGGCUGCAGAGGCGGCCUCGUGGAGGAGACGGCAGCAUGGGGCAACCGGGGAAGUCCCGUCACCAGAAGCGCGCGCGCGCCCAGGCGCAGCAACGCAACCUCGAGGCCUACGCCGCGCAGCCGCAUUCGUUCGUGUUCACCCGGGGCCGCGCGGGUCGUAGCGUCCGGCAGCUCAGCCUAGACGUGCGGCGCGUCGUGGAACCUCUCACCGCCAGCCGCCUGCAGGUUCGCAAGAAAAAUUCGCUGAAGGAUUGUGUGGCUGUGGCCGGGCCCCUGGGGGUCACACACUUUCUGAUUUUGAGCAGAACAGACACCAGUGUAUACUUUAAGCUGAUGCGUCUUCCUGGAGGCCCAACUCUGACCUUCCAGGUCAACAAGUACACGUUGGUGCGGGAUGUGGUCUCCUCACUUCGCCGCCACCGCAUGCAUGAACAGCAAUUUGCUCACCCGCCCCUCCUGGUCCUCAAUAGCUUCGGCCCCCAUGGCAUGCAUGUGAAGCUCAUGGCCACCAUGUUCCAGAAUCUGUUUCCCUCCAUCAACGUGCACAAGGUGAAUCUAAACACCAUCAAACGCUGCCUCCUCAUCAACUACAACCCUGACUCGCAGGAGCUGGACUUCCGCCAUUACAGCAUCAAGGUGGUCCCUGUGGGUGCCAGCCGGGGCAUGAAGAAGCUGCUGCAGGAGAAGUUCCCCAACAUGAGCCGCCUGCAGGACAUCAGCGAGCUGCUGGCCACGGGCGCUGGCCUGUCCGAAAGCGAGGCGGAGCCUGAUGGGGAACACAAUGUCACAGAGCUGCCCCAGGCCAUCGCAGGCCGUGGCAACAUGCGGGCCCAGCAGAGUGCUGUGCGCCUCACUGAGAUCGGGCCCCGGAUGACACUGCAGCUCAUCAAGAUCCAGGAGGGAGUUGGUGCUGGCAAUGUGUUGUUCCACAGUUUUGUGCACAAGACUGAGGAGGAGCUCCAGGCCAUCCUGGCCUCCAAGGAGGAGAAGCUGCGGCUCAAGGCGCAACGGCAGGACCAGCAGGCCCAGAACGUUCAGCGCAAGCGGGAGCAGCGGGAGGCGCACAAGAAGAAGAGCCUGGCGGGCAUGAAGCGGGCAGGGGUGGGGGCAGGGGCCGAUGGCGAUAGUGAUGCGGAGGACCCCGGGGCGUCCCCAGAGGCAGAGGGGCGUGGCCAGCUGGAGGAGGAAGAGGAUGAAGCCGAGUACUUCCGCCAAGCUGUGGGCGAGGAGCCAGAUGAGGACAUGUUCCCUGGAGCGGCCAGGCGGAGGCAGCCCAGCGGGCCUCCAGGCAGAAAGCGGCAGCGGGUGACAGGGCAGAGACACGGUCACACUGGAGCCCGGAAGCCCCCGGAGGCCAAGGGUAGACCACAAGGGGCCCACGCCAAGCAGAGGCCCAGAGCUGCCACCCCAAGUCAAAGAGGAGGCCGAGGCAGGCCGCCGAAGAGACUCCUGAGUUGAGCCCCGCAGGAUGCAGAUGGAAUGCCCCACGUUGGGGCCUGGGGGCGCCCCAGUUUCCUUUCAUAAAGGAGUUGUCACCUCCCCACCAAUAAACGCUGGAACAUGGCGUGG